Messenger RNA from Amyelois transitella, 902 nucleotides. RefSeq lists its product as uncharacterized. The transcript is spliced from 5 exons. NCBI's taxonomy places the organism in Eukaryota, Metazoa, Arthropoda, Insecta, Lepidoptera, Pyralidae. The coding region runs from base 105 to 812 and encodes 235 amino acids. The record is from RefSeq and is a predicted model, not a curated record.
UUUGUUGUAAAAUUAACUGGUGUAUUUUGAUAAAAUUUUGAAAUUUUAUAUUAAUUGGAGGUCCCUUUUGGGACUUCCUAAAGACUCUUUAAAAUUUCGCAGCUAUGGAAAAACCAGUUCGUUAUAAAGCAAAAAAUAAAAAACAGGCUCCAAAACCUAAAACACCUAAGAAACGUAAAAGCGAUGGACCCACUUGCUCCAUGUUUUUAUCAGAAUUGUCACGAAAAUUAGCGCACAAGAAGAAAGAAGAAGAGGAAACAAAGGGUAUCGUUCAAACUAUAAUAGAAAGCAUCACAAAUGCCCUACCAAUCAAAUUUUCAAGGAGACCGUCAAUCGAAAAGAAAGAGUCACCUGUUAAAAUCGAAGUAUUACAAACAUUUGCACCAGAAUUAUUACCAAAUACGUUACUAGAUAUUCCCGCACCAGAAAUAUCUAAAUGUGAAGAAAAUGAACAAGAAGACGUAGAGGUUUCUGUAAAAGGUGCUUUCAAAAUGCCGAAAAUGCCAUUAGUUAGUAGUGAUGUUAUAAAACAAGCUAUUGAGAGAAGAAGAAGGAAUAUACAAAUGGAAGAUGUAGCUGUAAAUACCGGUACUGAUCAUGAUGUGGCUGCAGAAUUGACAAAACACGUGGGAACCCUAAGGAAAAUUUCUCUCAUAGCUGAAGAAUUUAAUCAGAAAACAGCAAAAAACCUUAAAGAAAUUGUAGACAGUGUACAAGAAGACCUGUUGAAGAAAUUAGAAGAAAUAAAUGCAGAAAGACAAGCAAUGAUGGCACAAGCAUCGGCAGCUGCAGUAGAAGUUGCUAAAGAAUAAAACCUCUAUCAAAUAACAACCAAAAGCUAGACAGUGACAGGAAGCGGGCAGAAUACACUUGACAUUAGAAUUUUACAUACAUUUUGAUAU